UGAAAGAAAAUAAUCUUCAAUAAAGCUAAAUAGACGGCAAAUACUACCAUUCUUCCAGUUUUCAAAUAAAGAAGGAUAUAUGACGUGGCUCAGAACCUUUGUCUGAAAUGCAAUUGGUCUCCUCCGCUGAAACUGUAGGUGGACUGUAAAACCCUAGUCAAUUCAACCGGCGAAACCACGCCGGCGCCGAUGAUGAAUGUGGUUGCGCUAGUCAGUGGCGGUAAGGACAGCUGCUAUGCAAUGAUGAAAUGCCAGCAGUACGGCCACCAGAUUGUGGCGCUGGCGAAUUUGAUGCCAAUUGAUGAAGCUCAGGAUGAGCUCGAUAGUUACAUGUAUCAAACGGUGGGGCACCAAAUAGUUGUAAGCUACGCAGAAUGCAUGGGGAUUCCACUGUUUAGGAGACGGAUUCGAGGAACUACUAGGCAUCAUGGCCUUAGCUACAAUAUGACUCCUGGGGAUGAAGUUGAAGAUAUGUUGAUCCUCUUAAAGGAAGUUAAGCGUAAUAUACCCUCUGUUUCAGCAGUCUCAUCUGGUGCAAUUGCUUCUGACUAUCAAAGGUUGCGUGUGGAAAGUGUAUGCUCUAGGCUGGGGCUGGUUUCUUUGGCAUAUUUAUGGAAGCAAGAUCAAUCAUUGCUCCUUGAAGACAUGAUAAGUAGUGCAAUUAUUGCCUUCACAGUAAAGGUAGCGGCUAUAGGGUUGGUUCCUUCAAAGCACUUGGGGAAGGAAUUAUCACAAUUACAGGCCCAUCUUCACAAGCUAAAAGAGUUGUAUGGGAUAAAUGUAUGUGGUGAAGGAGGAGAAUAUGAAACAUUAACUCUGGACUGUCCGCUCUUCAAAAAUGCUCGAAUAGUGCUCGAUAAAUAUGAAGUCAUAUUACAUUCAUCAGAUCAAAUAGCUCCUGUAGGUGUUCUACAUCCCCUAGAAUAUCACUUGGAGAAGAAGUUGGUUCCCUUGUCUGAAACUGAUAAUGACAAAAUCAAUGAGGUACCUGUAGGGGAGUCCAACUUAGUGCAUGAAGUGGUGGGAGAUUUCCUGGAUAUCUUGGAAGCUGCAUCUCCAAAAAAUGUUAUGACGUCCAACUUAGGAAUAGAAACAAAACAAGAAAUCCAUAUCUCAAAAUCCAAGAAGAAAAAUACUUUUUCCAUUACUUGCUGGCUGCAAGAUGCCUCCAAAACCUCAGUAGAUUUGCGAGAGGAUCUGCGGGUGGUUUUAACAAAAAUACAAUUGUUGCUUAGUGAAAACAAUUUAUCUUGGGAGAAUGUUCUUUAUAUACAUCUAUAUAUAGCUGAUAUGAACGAGUUUGCACUAGCAAAUGAUGAAUAUGUGAAAUUCAUUACUCAAGAGAAGUGUCGUUUUGGUGUGCCAUCACGGUCGACUAUAGAACUUCCUCUUUUGCAAGCUGGUCUUGGGAGAGCUUAUGUUGAAGUCUUAGUUUCAGACGAUAAUACUAAAAAUGUUUUGCAUGUUCAAAGUAUUUCAGAGUGGGCUCCGAGUUGUAUCGGUCCGUACAGCCAGGCAACCUUGCAUAAGGAUGUUCUGCAAAUGGCUGGCCAGUUGGGGCUUGACCCACCGACAAUGUUGCUCUCUGUUGAAGGUCCCACAUUGGAGUUCCAACAAGCGCUAGAUAACAGUGAAGCUGUUGCAAAAUGUUUCAAUUGUUCAAUAUCUACGAAUGCUAUUUGCUUGGUUAUUUAUUGUUCGGCAUCUUUGAGUUCGUCAGACCGAGUUUCUGUUAAUAAUCAGAUGGAUGUUUGUCUUGCACAAAUGAAGUUGCGGUUGAAUAAUGGAAGCAAGUCGAAUACGCUUGUACUGAGUGAUCCUGUUAUGUUGUACAUUCUUGUUCCUGAUUUGCCAAAGAGAGCUCUGGUGGAAGUGAAACCCCUUCUUUACAAUGGGGAGGAUAUGGAGAUCCCAACUCGUGUCACCAAACAAGAUUUAUGUGCGAAACAAGCUUAUUGGGGGUUUGAGCAUGAAAGUUGGCAUAAUGGAUGUCAUCAGAAAUGUAUUGUUGGUGGUAGAAUAUGUGCAGCUGUGAUAUCUAUCACGCAAGAGAUAGUGGCAAAGAUCUGUUACAAUGAAUCAGAAUGUAAAGCUAAUAUUCAAAAGCUUGUAAGGGCAGCUGAGUUCUGCAUCUAUCUGCUCGAUGAAGUUCUUCUUGAGAAUGAUCUCUCCUGGGAUGAUAUAUUGAAUUUGAGGAUCUAUUUCUCAACAAGUCCUGAAACGAGCCAUGGAGCGUUGUCAACGAUCUUUACCAACGCAUUUGCUGAAUUUGCGGAGAUGAGCAAGAGAAUCGAUAAGGACACGGAACCAUUCUUUACCCUAGUUCCAAUCCUGGGAGCUGGAACUUCAGCAACGAGCAUGGACAACAUACUUACCUGCGAGUUAUUUGCCAGAAAGUUUUAGUGUUGUAAGUUAUUUCUGUACAUAUAUAAUUAUUGGGCGAAGCUGAUUGCUAGUCCAUUCACAUUAGAUAACACCACAACUCACACAAAAAAAUUUAUCUCGAAAGCUUGUUUUCUUAUUAAUCAUUUUGGAGCACAGCUCUCUCAUUUCAA
Molecule: messenger RNA, 2555 nt
Organism: Salvia splendens (bonfire salvia)
Lineage: Eukaryota; Viridiplantae; Streptophyta; Magnoliopsida; Lamiales; Lamiaceae
Product: diphthine--ammonia ligase
Exons: 12
Coding region: 190-2403 (737 amino acids)
Biological process (GO): protein histidyl modification to diphthamide
Molecular function (GO): diphthine-ammonia ligase activity
Source: RefSeq, a predicted model, not a curated record